Messenger RNA from Centropristis striata (black sea bass), 4146 nucleotides. It is a transcript of the gene cdc42ep4a, whose product is annotated as CDC42 effector protein (Rho GTPase binding) 4a. The record is from RefSeq and is a predicted model, not a curated record. Lineage: Eukaryota; Metazoa; Chordata; Actinopteri; Perciformes; Serranidae. The transcript has 2 exons. Bases 1102 to 2160 code for a protein of 352 amino acids.
UUUAGAUUCAGCUGAUGAACAAUCUGCCUGGUGGUCUGUAACAAAUUUUUGCACCCAUGUCCCUGCAAUGGGCACCGCUGAGCUGUUCAGCCUGAUCCUGGCCCGGGGGCGUGAGAUAGAGGAGUGGGAGGCGGGCUUUCUACGUCUCCCCUUGUUUCAUCCGCUGGUUGUUUUUCCUCGCCUGUUUAUGCCACCCAGAAGCUAACUAGUCAGGAAAAAAAACUUUGUUUUCUGGCUGGGUGUGAAUUAUUUCCCUCUCAUUAUUUUCCAAAAAAACAAAACCGAGCAUGGAACUUCAAUAAUAAACAUGUUUCUGCGAAAAAAAAUGCUUUUGUUUGUGUGUUUUGGCACAAAACCAUUCGGAGUUGAUGGAAAGUUUUCACACAGGGUCUCACUCAAAAAUGCUGCACUCAUGUAUAUGUUACACUCGAUAUAGAUUUCCUUGACUACAGCACCAGAACAUUUGUAUGUUUUUAUUAAUUCCCGUUUUACCAAUACAAACACACACAACAUGGAUGGAGUGAAAACACAGCAGACAUCCCAUUAAAAGGGUGUAUUGUACGAUUUGUGGGUUGACACAGAAGGAGGCCAUGUGUGGCAUGCUUGCAUAGGCCUGAAGCUUUCCGCAGCCCCUGACAGGAAACGCUGUUGCUUGCGUGCAGGAGGGUGUUUCCAUGGAAACCAAAGCAGGUGAGAGCAUUAACAGGAAGAAGAGUGGAGGCUCAGCUGGCAAAGACGAGGGGGGUGGAGACAGAAGAACGAGGUCAACUCGCUAAAAAGCCUGCCACUUUAAACAGCCGAAAUCUCCCAACGGCACAAAAACAACUCUGACUUAAAUACCUUUUGAAGGCUUGCCUGCAAGAAAUCUUAAGUCAAGGUUAAGUCGCUGACUGUUUUAAUGAUCCUCCUGUCUAAGCGUGGGCAAACAAAGAAAAAGAGGCACUAUGUGCAAGUCAGAGAGGGGCACGCUGCAGACGGCAAGGUUCCCAGGCUGACUGCAAUUGAGGAGCAUCAAUAUUCAUAUUCAAGGUGUCCAACAAGGAUUAUUUUCAGGAUUUGCAACCUCUUCGUGACCUCUUUGUGCAGAACAAACCAGCCACCAUGCCGAUCCUAAAACAGCUGGUAUCUGGCUCCUCCCAGACCAAGCGCCGCUCCCGCAUGGACCUGACCCGGGAGAUGAUCAGCGCUCCGCUGGGCGACUUCCGCCACACGAUGCAUGUAGGCCGCAGUGGCGACGCGUUUGGAGACACCUCCUUUCUCAGCACCCGCUCAGGAGAACCUCCCCCCGAGAACACUUUCUUCCCCCGCUCUCCACGUCCGGGCCUCCUGUCUCGCACCUUCAGGAGCAGCAAACGCUCCCAGUCGGUGACCAGAGUGGACCAGCAGAGAGACAACAUGUUGACCCCCGGUGGGUCGCCCACCUAUGUGAAGAACGCCAUGUCUCUGCCCUUCCUCAAUGAUGAGGACAGAGGGGACAGUCUGGUGGCAAAGAGUUUGUCCUCCAGUCCUUUAAAGCAGCAGGGGGAGGUGGACAGCAGGGGCGCAGCUGCAGCCGCUCACUUCCUGGAGCUGGAGGAGCGUAACUUUGGGGUGCUGACUGAGCUUCCGGAAAGCUCUCACCACUACGGAGGCGGCAUGAAGCACGCCGAGUCAGUGAUGUCUUUCCAUGUGGACCUGGGGCCCUCCAUGCUGGGGGACAUCCUGGGGGUGAUGGAGCAUGGGGAUGAUGACCUCGGCUAUGAGGAGGGCAAAAGCAGCGAGGGCCGCGCCUCGCCGCCUCUCAGCAUCCACGGCGAGGAAGAGGAUAGCAUGGAGAGAGAAAAAGACGAGGAUGCAGAGGAGGAGAUGGAAGCAGAGGAGGAGGAGGAGGAGGAGGAAGUGCAGCAGCAGGCCUUGAUGCAUCCAGCCAGCUCCGAAGAUCUCGGCCCUGAGAAUGUAGGUCCAUACACCCCCGAGUACACUCCCGAGACUCGUCCCAAACACUUGCAGCACCUGGACAGCUGCUCCAUGUCCAGCUCUGGUUCUGCCGCCCUGGAUGAGAAACCAAACAGCCAAACCUAUGCAGGAGACACAGACAGCGCCACCUUCAGUGCCCCGCCGGAGGAGGAGAGCAACUUCUCCUCCUUCUUGGAGGAUGAAGACGAUGAGAUCCGCGUAUGAAAAAAAAAAAAAAUAGGACAGAGCUCUGGAUGGGUUUUUUGUGAAACUAGCAAGUCCUUUGACAGUGUGGAUUUGCACUUGAACGGAAAUGAGACACUGUAGUCGGGUACUGUGGGAAUGGGACUGUGAGGGAAGACGGAGGACGCUUACUUUGUAGGUCUGCAAGGAGACAGUGACUGCUCCUUUUUGGAUGAGCCCAAACUCCAUCUGUCAGAGAGCCUUACCCUCCACUGUCUGUCAAUCCGUCUCUCCCUUUUGAACACUGAGGGAACUGACAUGGAAGAGCAGCCACUCUUUGAAUAUGGAACAUUCCAGAAGUAAGCAGGGAAGACGGGUUAGAAAGAAACUUUUAGGAAAAACACUUUCCAUAACUAAAGCUCAGUUCACGCUCUCUCUCUCUCUCUCUCUCUCUCUCUCUCUCUCUCUCUCUUUCUCCUCUUUCCUCUCACUUGACGCGUCACAUGUGCUUUUCUCAUUUGUUUCGCCUCUUUUCUUCUUGUGCUUGCUCUUGCUGGCUGUGGGACAUCAUGAGGUCUGAGCUGAACAGAAGGCCUCUGUCACCACAGGAUCACUGGUGGGUAUCUUGUCACAAUAAAGGGGGCUGUGUUUGUCACUGGAGUGUGAAGCCCUGCCUUGAGCCCCUUUCAUCUGGAAAUAUUAUAGUAAAGUGCCAUAGAUCUGUCGGAGUUUUCUCCCUUAUGUAACUCAGGGUCCUUGUGACGCUGCUCAAAGAACUGCCGUUUCCUGCUAUAAAGCUGGACCACAAAGCCCCAAAACCAAAAUUCUCCUCUGCUUUUAAUUCACUGCGGGCGCCACACAGGCUUAAGCCUCAGUGUAAAUUAGAGAAAAGCAGGGUUGUAAAGCUAAUGAAGAUGCAUCGGCCUAAAUUAAGUAUAAACCAUGGUGUUACUACAGGAAGCCAGAGGUGUGAGGAGUGUGUGUGGCACCCACUGGAGAGGCAUUGUACAUUCUUUGUUGUCUCUUUUCCAGUGAAAAGAUUCUAUUCUCUAGCCGUAAUGAUGAUUUUACAGAUUUUCUAUAACUGAGGUAAAUUGGCUAUCUUCCUCUUACUAAUCUGUCAUUUCAAGUUGAAACUGAAAAGCGUUUGAUAACCACUUCCUUCCUUGUUUUCAUACAUCCGAGCAGCUGCAGUGGUGCAACCGAACCGUGUAAAACAUUCUCAUUAGUCCAGGGGCUGUCUUUAUGUAUAAAGCAGUUUCCACUACUACUCAUGAGAAAGGCUUGAGGGUAUUUAUAAAUCAGUGCACCAACAGCAGCCGCAAUUAAACCAGACACUACUAGUAUUCUCUGUUUAUUACCUGUUGUUUUUUAUCUUUGGAAAAAAAAAAUCUUUGCUAUGUUUAUUUUAUGUCUGUUUAUAGAGUGGAUGAAAAAGAAAGACAGCCAGCAAUAGAUGCAAGAGCCUUAAAAAAAAAGAAAGAAAAGAUUGCUAUUUUUAUGCAAGUUGCAUAGUCAUUGCAGCUUGACUGUAUCUCUUGCAUCAUUAAAAGCCACGGCCAGAAGUACUGAGGCUCCGUUGCGCUGAUUGAUUUCUCUGCCUUAACUGAAACUGACAGAUGUGCCAAAUCAUAAUUUUCGAGCCAAAAAUAAUUUCAGUUGUAAAGCUCACUUUUGGGAGAGCCUGUCAAAUCUGUCUGUCACUUCUUUCUCUGUAUGGGUAAUCACUGUUGAAUUUAAGUUGAGGCUGAGUUUCAGCAAGGAGGUUAAAAAUAGAAAUAAAUAAUGUCAAAUCAUGCAGGAAAAAAAAAAAGAAUGGAUUUGCAUAACUGGAUAUUUAUACUCCCAAUUACUCAUACACUACAUGCUAUAUUCAGGUAAUUUCUAGGGUUAACAAUUGUGUGCGAAUGGGAACUUGUCUGUUGCCCUUUCUGUAUAAUGUUGUAUAUUAAGCCUUACUUCUUUACUGUUACCUUUUUCUGUAUUAUCCAAAAUAACCUAUAUUUUUCAAUAAAAUCCUGAACGUUU